Messenger RNA from Mytilus trossulus (common blue mussel), 358 nucleotides. RefSeq names its product leucine-rich repeat transmembrane neuronal protein 4-like. NCBI's taxonomy places the organism in Eukaryota, Metazoa, Mollusca, Bivalvia, Mytilida, Mytilidae. Gene Ontology annotation, molecular function: protein binding. The transcript has 5 exons. The coding region runs from base 47 to 358 and encodes 103 amino acids. The record is from RefSeq and is a predicted model, not a curated record.
UGCGUACAACAAAAUACAUGACAUUGCUGUUAAAUUUUGUGAAAAGAUGCCACUUUUACAAAUCAUCUACAUCAACAGCAAUUUGAUAGAAGAAAUCCCGAAUGAAACAUUUGCAGACUGUCACAAGUUAAUCACACUGGAUAUUGAUAACAACAAAUUGAAAAGUAUAGCAAAAAUGGAUUUUAGCAGUUUAAGACAACUAAAAACACUAGACCUCAGAAGUAAUUCAAUUGAAUUUAUACAUCCCGAAGCUUUUCAUAACUUGACAUCCCUGGAGAAUCUGGACCUUAGCAACAAUGAUCUUGAAUAUAUACACCCUGAAGCUUUUCGUAACUUGACCUCACUGUCAACUCUGUAA